Messenger RNA from Eruca vesicaria subsp. sativa (arugula), 650 nucleotides. NCBI's taxonomy places the organism in Eukaryota, Viridiplantae, Streptophyta, Magnoliopsida, Brassicales, Brassicaceae. The record is from the annotation of a GenBank genome assembly.
UCACCCUCUUACAUACACUCUUUAGAAGAAGUCUCAUCGUCUUCGUUGUUUGCGAUCCUUGUGAUUUGGCUAAGGAAAAGGAAUCUUUAUUUUUAGUGAAUCGACCGGAUCCAAUCUAAGAAAAAAAAAUGGGAGGAGCUGGAGGAGAAGGUGGCGAUUUCAGAGCCAAGGUAUGGAGUAUGUCUGGUGGGCCUUACUGUAGGCCCAAGCACUGGCGUCGGAACACCGCCUUUGCAAUGCUCGGCGUUUUCCUUGUCUGCAUCCCCAUUGCCAUGAAGUCUGCCGAGCUCGAGCAAAGGCCGCACAUGCCCGUACGCCCAAUUCCUUCACAGAUUUGGUGCAAGAACUUUGGAACCAAGGACGAUUACGAAAAAGAGCAUUAAAAUGCGUUUUCCUUGCUUUUGAGACAAAACUCUUUUGAUUGGUCUCUUAUUUUGCAGACGACAAUGUGAGCCCCUUCUAGAUGAUCCUUCACACUAUUGUGACCAUAAUAAUACUCUUGUCUUUGCCUUGCCAUGUUAGAACAACACAUGGAAUCUUCCCAUAUUAAGACACUUCAUGUUUUUUCCAUAAACCCAAUUUGAUCAGGAUCAGGUUUUAUCCAUGGGUUUUCGAACAUCGUUACGCGAUUUACUUUUAACCAAUUUUCG